Messenger RNA from Rubroshorea leprosula, 1106 nucleotides. The record is from the annotation of a GenBank genome assembly. NCBI's taxonomy places the organism in Eukaryota, Viridiplantae, Streptophyta, Magnoliopsida, Malvales, Dipterocarpaceae.
AAAUCUCUCCUCUUUCAUUUCACCAUGCAAUCUGCUUCCUUCACCUACAACAUCUCCUCGAGUGAGAGUGCUUGUUUGGAAACUGACGAUCAAGAAGUAGAUGAAGAGUCCAUAAUUUUAUCCCUCGGCCCUCCAGGUCAACGCGUUUCCAAACAUCCCAAAUGUCAGUCCUCCUCAAACCACUACCCUCCCAAUAAUCAAAACCCUAAUGAAAACAAUGGUGUAACAGUGGCUCUCCAUAUUGCUUCACCAACAAAUUAUGAAGCCAGUCCCAGCAACCGUAAUAGCAAUGGCGGUCUGGUUGAAGGGCAGUAUUGGAUUCCAUCGCCUUCACAAAUCCUUGUCGGUCCAACACAGUUCUCUUGCACUGUCUGCAACAAAACAUUCAAUAGAUACAACAAUAUGCAGAUGCAUAUGUGGGGGCAUGGAUCACAGUACAGGAAAGGUCCGGAAUCCUUACGAGGGACAAAACCAGCUUCGUCAAUGCUGAGGCUUCCGUGUUAUUGCUGUGCUGAGGGUUGCAAGAACAACAUAGACCAUCCAAGAUCAAGGCCGUUGAAGGAUUUCAGGACAUUGCAGACUCAUUACAAGCGAAAGCACGGAGCAAAGCAGUUCGGGUGCAGGAAAUGCAGCAAGCCUUUUGCAGUCAGAGGAGAUUGGAGGACUCACGAGAAGAACUGCGGGAAGCUCUGGUUUUGUAUCUGUGGGUCGGAUUUCAAGCACAAGAGGUCCCUAAAAGAUCACGUUCGUGCGUUCGGAGAAGGUCACGCCGCACACACGACCGAGUUUUGUGCUGUCGAUGAUGAAGAAGAUGGUGAGAAUGAGGAAGAACAUGAAGAAGAAAGUAACCAAAAUCCUCUUUUCUUCUAAUAUACCAACGGAAGUUCAACCUUCUAAGUUUAAUUUGAUCAUUAUCAUAAUUAAUUAAAUGAGAUGAUAAAUUAAUGUCUCUCUUUAAUUUGUAGAAAUUAAACUAGUUUUGAUUAUCUGAUUAGUUGUUCCCAUGAUUCUUGCAUUAUUAAUCACUAAUUAGAAUAUGUAGAUAUUUUUAAGCAUGAAAUGAAUUUUGUUUUGGGAAGUUGGUGAAGUAAAUUGAAUGUGAUGUG